This is a messenger RNA of Myripristis murdjan (pinecone soldierfish), 1370 nucleotides long. It is a transcript of the gene nudt15, whose product is annotated as nudix (nucleoside diphosphate linked moiety X)-type motif 15. Gene Ontology annotation, biological process: dGTP catabolic process. The transcript has 3 exons. Gene Ontology annotation, molecular function: 8-oxo-7,8-dihydrodeoxyguanosine triphosphate pyrophosphatase activity. Lineage: Eukaryota; Metazoa; Chordata; Actinopteri; Holocentriformes; Holocentridae. The record is from RefSeq and is a predicted model, not a curated record. Bases 133 to 600 code for a protein of 155 amino acids. Gene Ontology annotation, cellular component: cytosol.
AGGAUCUAGUCUUCCAGGCGGAAGGGGGCAACAGUGAAGCAUCUCGCUCCGCUUCUCUACUCUCUGCUGUAGUAGCAUGUCUCCCAGUGGCACGGUGAGGCCUGUGAACUUUAUCAAACUGUGUGUUUUAAGAUGUCAGAGAAGAUUGUGAAGCGCCCAGGGGUGGGGGUCGGGGUGCUGGUGACAGACGCGUCGCACCCACACUGCGUCCUCCUGGGAAAACGGAGAAGUGCCGUGGGGAAAGGGAUGUACCAGCUGCCCGGUGGCCACUUGGAGUUUGGAGAGACGUGGGAGGAGUGCGCUCACAGAGAGGUGAUGGAGGAGGCUGGGGUGCGCUUGGUGAACGUCCGCUUUGCGUCGGUGGUGAACUCCAUCAGGCUGGAGGAGCAGUACCACUACGUCACCAUUCUCAUGCAGGGUGAACUGGACAGGGAGCACUCUGGAGAGCCGGUCAACGUGGAGCCAGAGAAGAAUGAAGGCUGGACGUGGACGCGGUGGGAUCAGUUUCCUCCUGAGGAGCAGCUCUUCCUGCCGCUGGCCUGUCUGAGACAACAAGGCUUCCAGCCUUUCAGGAACACAGGAACCAACACCCAGUCCUGAAACUCGCACUCUGCCAAAGUAAAGAAAGCCCUCUUUAAGAACCAAACGGUUACAUUAAUGGUCCGUGGUCAUAUUUCGCAAACAUCAUUUUACUGUUUUAUGGUACAUUCUUUGUCAAUGGUACCUGUUAUCACACACCUUAUGUGCACUGUGUAUUUUAGGCAUUUAGAAGAAACUUAGAAUAGCUGUGUUUCCAGCCAAGGUCACUUGAACUUUUGAACUUUUGAAAUGUUGCAACUAAUUAAACAGUUAAAUUGUGUUUGCUUUUAUCAGUGUCUGUAAAAUGAACAAAUGGGCUUCCUAAAUGUGCAACAUUUGGGACAGUAUUUCAAGAAGUGAUUGGUAGUCAAGUUUAUUUGACUUUUUAUUUUUAUUUAUUCAUUUUAUUACACAUAAAAAUACAAGAUGGUUGAGAUGUACCUAAAUAGCUCAUUUUCAUCUGCAGUCCCUGGGCAGGUAAGCAAAGGUGCAACAUAGACACAAAAUAACAUUUACAUAAGUUUUCAAUUUAAAACAGAACAUACCACUGAAUAAAGAUGAUCCAUUGGUCAGUGAAAUACAUAUAAUAUGGUUACACUUUAGGUGGGAAAGUGAUUUGCUUUUAGCCAGCCUUUUAUCAUCACUGGAAAAGUUUUGAGGUCAUUUUGAUAUCUUGGUAAAGAGUUCCAAUAGUGAUACUGUUUUUUGGUGUCGGCCAUUGUUAGUUGAAUUUCAUGCUGUUUAAAAAAAAUGAAAACCACAUUUGAGAAACACAUUUGUGUGUUUUAUGU